Toxotes jaculatrix (banded archerfish) is the source of this 1169-nucleotide messenger RNA. RefSeq names its product RIB43A domain with coiled-coils 1 (gene ribc1). The transcript has 7 exons. Bases 1 to 1137 code for a protein of 378 amino acids. The record is from RefSeq and is a predicted model, not a curated record. Lineage: Eukaryota; Metazoa; Chordata; Actinopteri; Toxotidae.
AUGUACAAAGUGGACUUGCCUAUAGACCAUUCCAUCGAAAAGGCUGUGGAGAGGCGAAGAUCUGCAGAGACAGCACGCAAGGCCCGAGUCUUCAACACCCGGCUACGUGUGAUGGGCCUGGACGUUGAUGCGCUCAACCAACAAGUCCAGGAGAAAAAACAUAAACAAAACAUGGAGGGACAACGAGAUAAAGCUUUCGAUAAGCUGAGAAAUCUUCACGAUGAGAUGCUGCUGCAGCAAGACAUUGAUGAAAAAGAGAAGCGAGCAGCUUUGCACACAGACCUGGCCCAGUACUGGGCCACUCAUCAGCGUGUGGAGGACUCUCGUGAUGCUGAUCUCAAGUGUGGCCUGAAGGGGGCAUUCAUGAUCACCAUUCCAGAGGGUGAGCUGGGGCCUGCCAGUAUGCAAAUCUUUCAGGGAGAGGGUAUUGGAGAGGAACAAAGGAAGAGAGAACAAGUGAAAAAGACAGAGAGAGACCUGCGAGCACAGACGGAGGACAAAGCAAGACGGCACAUAGGAAACAAGCAUAGAGAGAUGCUUGUGAGCAGGGAGCUGAUGUAUCAGGACCUAAAAGGGGUUCAGCAAGCGACACUAGAGGAGGAGUGUAAGAAAGCUGCCCGCAUCGCUCUCGACAACUACAAUCAAGCUCUGGCUGCACAGCGGGCAGAGAAACUGAAGGAGCAGCAAAGGAGAGAGGAAAGAGAGAAUCUUGCAGAGAUGUGGCACACACUGGCAUCUGACAUGAUGACAGAAUGUGCAGAAGCAGCAGAGAGAGAAGUGGGAGGAGGGAAGCCACCCCGGGUUCUGACUGACAGGUGGAAGGGGAUGAGCCCUGAGCAGCUGAGCGCCAUCCAUGGGGAGAGAGAGGCACAGUGCCUUGAGAGACAGAGACAACGUGCUUCUGAGAAGAUUCAGGAUGCAGCGUGGGACCUUCAGCUCCUGAAGCUGUCCAGAGAAUCAGAGGAGGAGGAGAAGAGAGCAGCAGAGCUGAGGAGACAGAAGAGGAUCCAGAUGGACCAGCACAACCUGCAGCUGGCCAGAGAUCAGCAGGCAUACCAGGAGUACCUGAACAAGAAGCUAUACACCAACAAACCCACCAGGGACUACUUUUAUCAAUUCAGCACCAACUCCCGCUGACCAUCUCACACCUUGCCCAGGCUUGUCUUCCU